AAAAGUUACGACGAACGACCAUCGCGGGAGGAUCUUCGGGCGGGACACACAUGCACACACACACAAACACCACGUCGUAUGAAUAAAAUCCUCGCCCAAAUCUUGAUGCAAAGCGAAAAAUCACUGCAACAACGAUGGACGAAACAUAUCUAAAGAAUCUCGAAACGGCGGCCCACAUUAUUAUGGCCCCGCCAAAUUCCAUCACAAAUCAGCAGCGCCAGGAAUCGGAGCAAAUUUUUACUACCUUCCGAAAAACGAAAACUCCAUAUGCGCUGUGCCAAGCGAUCCUGGAAAAGUCGUCCGUCGAUUUGGUACUGUUCGAGGCGGCCGAUGUGCUGAAGAAAACCGUGGUUGGGGAAUGGAAAUUUAUUGCCGAACAGGACCGGGCCUCGUUACGUCAGUACCUGCUGAACUACGUCAUCCAGCGCGAUGUUCCGGUGUUCAUACGGGACAAGCUGCUCCAGGUGGUGGCUAUUAUGAUCAAACGUGCCAGCCUAGAAGAUCAUGGCGUGGAGCGUGGCCAGAUUUUGGAAGAAACCCGCAAAAUGCUGACGUCGAGUGAAUUGAAACAACAAAUUCUUAGCUGCAGCAUUAUGCUGGCCAUUUUGGAAGAGCAUUGCAACAUCGUCCGUUCGGAUGAUACAGGGCUUAACACGCUGGAGCACUUUAAAGCGAAGAAACAGUUUGAAGAUUCCGAUCUGCUGAAAACGUUCUGUAUGACGCUGCAAGCGAUGGUAGCUAUCGUGAAUAGCUUCGACACAUCCAACACGAUGCAGAUGUAUCUGUUUAAGCAACUGCUUACCGUGAUGGAGACAGUUCUGACCUGGGGCUUUCUGCUGCCCAAUCUGCGGAACGUCCGCGUGCGACACUCACUGUCCAAAAGCAUCAUUGACACGUCGGAAACGGUAACGAAGGCACUGCACGCUCCUCCACUUCGGCUGCAGGCACAGUGGAAAAGUGUAAUCUUUGACCCGAAGGUGUUGGAGGUGUUCUUUCACACUUACUGGAAGUUGCGCGAAAUAGAGGAUUUGCAGCCGAAAGCGCUCACCUGCAUCCUGCAGCUAUCUACCCUGCGAGGACCCAUCAUCACGGAAAACAUCGACGAAAGUAUGACCUAUCUGGCAAACUAUUUGACACACUUUCUAUCACUCAUGACCAAUAUCGAAAUCAAAGACAAGGAAGCGUACAGUUUUUCGCUUAUCCUUCGCAAACUGUUUCAAUUUUUGCCCACGGACAUGCUAAAGAUGCUCCCAAACUCCCUUUUCGAUGCGUCCAUGCAACAGUGCUUUACGCUGACGAUGAAAUUCUUCGAACAAUCGGCAGCGGAAGAAUCGGUUGCCCCUGACGAAGCGCUCUACGUGGAUGCGCUGAGCAACAUGCUUGGCAUAUGGUUGGCAUUUUUUGACGAUAAACGAAACUACCCGAUCGAACCGAUGCUUCCCUACAUCAUGCAAAUGUUCGAAAAGUACGUCCAGUGCCAUCUGGCUCCUCCGCAGGGCAUUCGGGGCACGGGCCGGGAUGGGGACGGCGGUGAUAAUGAAAUUACCGAUAUAGAGGAAUCGGAUCGGGAACGGUUCAAGGAACAGUUGACCGUUAUGGGAUUUUUUGGGCGGCAAAUUCUGCAACAUGCGCUCGGAUUGUUAGCAAAGCUGCUAGAAGAUCGGACGCGCAAGCUGGGCACCCAUCUGCAUAUGCUGCACGCAUCACAAUCGCUCUCCAUUUCCGAUGGGGUAAAUUUGGAGAAUUUGUUCGAAGACUUGCACUGGUUGCUGCUGAUCAGUGGACACGUGAUAGCGAUGGAAUCGGUCGGUGAAACACCGAUGAUACCGGAACCGAUACUGACAUACUGCAAGCAGCAGGUUGACGCAGGUGCUACGGAUGUGACGAACAGUUUGAAACUGUUGGCCUCACCGAACCAGGACAUCCAGGAGAUACCGAACGCGGAAUCGAACGUGGAUCCGGUAAUUCGGCUGAUGGCAGCCGGUUUUCGAUUGUGCGAGCUGGAGAAGACGGCGAUUGAGGUACGCAUGUACCAGUUUCUAAGUCCGGAGCUGAGUGCGACCACGAUGUGGUUUCUGCGACACUGGUGCGGAACUUACGUGAUGUCCAGCUACGAACCGUCCGCAACGCAUAUCUUCUCGAACGCGUUCGGUGUUGGUACGGCUGGGGCGCUAUGGGUGAUCAACUAUCUGCUGAACAAGAUCUGCCUAAACGCGCAACAUCUGCGGGCGGAACCGGCCGUAAUGGAGGAAACGAUCGAGCUCCUGCUGGCACUGCAACGAAACCGAUACCGUGCCCAAACCAUCUUCAAUUCCGAAUACUUCCGUUCGAUAUGUGAUUUGAAAAGCUUCGAGCUUCCCAUGACGGUGAAGCGAAAGCUGCUCCGCGGGUUUGUUACGAUCGGCGGUAGUAUAGAGGGCGAGGAAGUACGCAUGGAGUACAUCAUGCGCAUUGUACAGGGAACGAAGGAAAAGUUUAAUUUACUGCAGAGCACCCUGCAGCAGAACGCCCAUGUACAUCAAAGCGAGCAGUUUAAGCAGAAGGUGAUCGAGGUGCUGGAAGAAACGAUCGGUUGUGUGGAGGGAGCGUAUGACAAUCUGAUUAUGGCACUGUUUACCGAAAUUGAGCCGAUCUGUAAACAGCUAAGCACGUUUAUGAGCGUCUACAAGAACGACACGGUUAUUGUCGAGUUGGUACUAGAGUUGUUGAACGAACUGGAACGUUCGGCCGAAGUGAAGGAAGUGCGUGGGGCACUACAUCAGUACGGUAUGGAUGUGAUCGGUGUGUACGUGAAGAACAACAGCAACCGUAUUUCGCUCGAUCCCACCAACAAUGAACGUGAUCCACAAGAUUUGAUCCUCAUUUUGAAACUAAUUCAUGGAAUCAGCGCUAGCCGGGUGGGAAAUGAUGAGGAAACGCUGCAGCAAGCGUCGGACGUUUGUAUCUUCGGACUAACAAACAUUGUGCCACUGAUAACGUCCGAUUUGAUUCGAUACCCGGAGCUAUGCUAUCAGUACUACAUCACAAUUACAUCUUUUGUGGAUUCCAAACCUCAUGUGGUGCCAGCGUUACAUCCCGAUUUCCUGAAGCAGCUCGUCGCCUCGGUUGAACUUGGACUAACCUCGUUCACGUCUGAGGUGGAGCUAAAGUGCGUCGAAUUUAUCGAAGCCUUUGCACAGGUGGUUCGGCUGCACAAUAAUAGAGAAUCGUUAGUGUCACAGCUGCUACAAUCGCUUCUAAAGCUGAUGCUGGACAUGACGAUCGGACAGAAGAUCGAUUGGAAUAACACGAGCGAUUGGUACAAGGCAAUGUUUACGGUGAUUUGCUGUUUUCCGCAAACGUUCAAGGACAUGAUACAGAGCUUCCUGCAGGAGCACGUGGACAGCAGCACCGACAAAGCGAAGGAAAUGAUUGGCGAGAGUCUGUUGCGCCUGAAUCAGAUUGAGUUUGUAAACCUGCGACUGAUGAAGCUAAGAUUUGUCGACUGGUACGAUCGUUUCGUUUCACUGGUAAGUCUUAUGUAUAAGAAGUGAAAG
Molecule: messenger RNA, 3536 nt
Organism: Anopheles maculipalpis
Lineage: Eukaryota; Metazoa; Arthropoda; Insecta; Diptera; Culicidae
Product: exportin-4-like
Exons: 5
Coding region: 135-3533 (1132 amino acids)
Biological process (GO): protein export from nucleus
Cellular component (GO): cytoplasm; nuclear pore
Molecular function (GO): small GTPase binding; nuclear export signal receptor activity
Source: RefSeq, a predicted model, not a curated record